AAAAUAUUUAUUAUCAUAAUCUUCUUCAAAUUAUUAUUACGUUUUAUACUUUAUAGGCAAAUCGUAAAUGUGGCCCUACAUCAUUUGGUUUUUACUUUUUAGACACCGCCGCUGUCCUAUCUUCUUUCAUUUUCAUUUUGUGCUCUCGUUCUGCUCUCUUUCAUUUUCAUUUUCAUUUUCUCCCUCCGGACAACCGGCCACCGACCACUUCUUCCGCGUCAAGUGUGGAAAAAUGGGGACUCGAGAAGUCUACGAAGAGAAGCUUCGAAGAGGGAACCUGCACCAUGAUCCAACUCUGAAACCGGGCCUCGGCUCGGCCCGAUGCCCCCGUUGUCUUUCUCUGUUGAACCCAAGCAAAGAAAGUUCGGAAUGGAAAGUCGCCCCGGUUUUACACGAUGCCAUGUCUGUGGCUGGAUCCGGGAUUGGUGGGAUGCUUAGUGCAGUUCAUGGGUUCAAUACAGGAAUUCCAUAUUUCCAGAAGAACGUGAAAGGGCCAAAGUGGCUUCCAUUUGUCAUUGGGCUUCCUCCCCUGCUUAUGUUUUCCGCUGCUAGUGCUGCUUUUGGAGGUUAUGCACUUCCAAAGUUUGCUCAACUCACGGUGACAUCCUAUUUUGCUGCUUCAAGUGCAUCUCAUUAUGGCAUUUCAUUGCUGACCCGACACAUAGAGGAGGACUAUAUCUCCAGAAUCGAACAUAAGGAGCUUAGAUGAAUGAUUGGAGGUGGUACAAUAUGAACUUUUUUACUGGUGACCAAUUUUGUCAGCCUUUAAACUUCUACUAAAUGUAUAUCUAGUAACUUCUUCCUUUUCAUCUAUUUCUUUGACGGAAAAUUUAUGCGUGCUUACUUAUGGUGGUGUAUCCUCUCUGCCUCACAUACAAAAGUUUACUUGUAAAUGUAUUGAGUGCUCAAAUUUUUAACUGUUUCCAUACUCAGCUUCUUUAAGUUUCCAUAAUGCUUGGUACGGGCUAUAGUAA
Messenger RNA from Striga asiatica, 974 nucleotides. The record is from the annotation of a GenBank genome assembly. NCBI's taxonomy places the organism in Eukaryota, Viridiplantae, Streptophyta, Magnoliopsida, Lamiales, Orobanchaceae.